AUUGUCGAAAUUUCCAGGAAGCUCGCCUCUUCUUUUUAAAUCUAAGGUGCCAAGCAAGAAAAAUGUUUACACUCUCCAUCAGUCCUCUUUUUUGUUCCCACUUCCCCCAGCCUCUUCGAUAGGCUUGCAGAAGUCACGUCGGAGGACAAUUCUUUUUUCCCCAACUUCUUCGACAGUCUUGUACUUGUAGAGGCCUAGGUACAAGGACAAACAGGAUGGAAGCUCCUCUCCCACUCCCAGUUCAUUACACAAAGGCGCGGUGGUGCCCAAUAUCUUGGUUUUGCCACGCGUCUUAGUCCUUCGGUCCAAGUCAACGGAUGGUCUUGCAAGGGAUGUAUGAAACCGCAGACCGACAGCGAUCAUGGCCGUGAUGUAAGAUGCCUUCAAAAAAGGGCCGUGGUAUAAGAGGGCUGGUUGUGGUUAGCGUGUUGUGCUGCAAAGCCCUUAGUGUUAGUUACUAUGGCUCUUUCCUUUUCCUGCCUCAUAGUCCCCUUCUUCAUCUUCUUUGUUUUCCCCAAUCUUUCUUGCUCAUGCCCUGCGGCUCCUGUGUUUCCAUCAUGCGGCAAUGGUUCUAUUGAAGUAAGGUUUCCUUUCUACACAAACACCACCAAACCUGAAUGCAGAGGGCAUCAUAUGGUCUUCUGUGAUGGCUCCACACCUCUCAUCCGAUUUCAUGGGUAUGAGCGCUGGUACGUCUUGAAAACAAUCGACUACACUCUUCGUUUCACCAUAGUUCAAGACCAAGAGUUCGGCAAUUACUUGCAGAUACCAGACUGCAAUGUAGAUUACAAAUUUGAUCCUCCAAUUCCUCUAUCCGAGAAUUUGUUCCUUCCUCAGUCUGUCAGCCCGAACCAAUCAUUCUUCAAUUGCGAGCUGAGUGGUUAUAAUUCUUCUGCCGACAUCUUCCACGAAAUCUAUAAUCGUAGUCUGUGCAAAGAUUACCAGCUUCAAUUUUCCGAUAAAUUAGAGGAUGAAGGACCUGAUCAGAAGGAUUGUUGGGACAGUCCUAGCCCAUCGUUUGCAUGGACCCUAUUAUUCGGUGAAGAUGGUGAUGACCUUUCUCUCGUGCACGCCUUUUACUCGCAUCAACAGAACUGGACUCGAAGAUGCUUCGAACAUGGCACUCGAAGAGAUUCCAUAUGCCUAUGCAACAACAGAUGUGAAAAUGGAAAAAGCAAGACACGGAGGAAUAUUGCAAUAGGAGCAGGAGUUGGUAUGGGCGUGGGAGUCAUGCUCGUUGCAAGCUUAGUCUGCCUUUCCUGGCACAAGCUCAGGCAGAGGAAGCAGCGUUCAGCCUCUUCAAUCCUGCUUGGCCGAACUGCCUCUUCUGAGCCAUGCUUCAAGAACGACCCUGAAUUGGGCAAAACAGGGUACCAGACCACCAUCUUCACCUAUGAGGAACUUGAGGAGGCCACUAAUGGCUUUAGUGCUUCCAAAGAACUUGGUGAUGGUGGCUUCGGCACCGUCUACAAAGGAAAGCUCCGAGAUGGGCGUGUAGUUGCGGUCAAGCGACUGUAUGAGCACAACUACAAGCGUGUGGAGCAGUUCAUGAAUGAGGUUGAAAUCCUCUCCCGCCUUCACCAUCAGAACCUUGUCUCCCUCUACGGCUGCACCUCACGUCACAGCCGUGAACUCCUACUUGUGUAUGAGUAUGUGCCCAAUGGCACUGUCGCAGAUCACCUCCAUGGCCCUCGAGCACAGGAGGGAGCCCUUACAUGGCCUAUCCGGUUGAACAUUGCCAUCGAAACAGCUGAUGCGCUUGGCUACCUCCAUGCAGUUGAACCACAGAUUAUACACCGGGAUGUCAAGACCAACAAUAUCUUGCUUGACAACAGCUUCCAUGUGAAAGUAGCUGAUUUUGGGCUGUCACGACUCUUCCCGCUUGACGCAACCCAUGUAUCAACUGCUCCACAAGGCACCCCCGGCUACGUUGAUCCUGAGUACCACCAGUGCUACCAGCUCACUGACAAAAGUGAUGUCUACAGCUUCGGAGUAGUACUAGCAGAGCUCAUAUCAUCAAAACCGGCUGUCGAUACCAAUAGGACCCGUCAUGAGAUCAAUUUGGCUAACAUGACAACAAGUAAGGUCCAGAAUUGCCAACUUGACCAGUUGGUGGAUCCAAGUCUUGGAUAUCAGACAGAUUGGGAGAUGAAGACAAUGAUCACCCUGGUGGCUGAACUUGCAUUCAGGUGCUUGCAACUAGAGAGGGAGAUGAGACCAUCCAUUAAGGAGGUUCUAGAGGUGUUGAGAGAGAUAGAGAGUGGACAGUACAAGACUAAGAAAGUGCUGGAGACUGAUGUUCCAGUGAAGGAAGAUGCCAGCUUACUGAAAAAUACUCUCCCUUAUUCGCCGGAUUCUGUUACAGCGAGAUGGGAAAGCAGGUCGACGACACCUAACACUAGCGGGUGAGGUACUAUUCUCCUUCUCCCCAGAUAAAACUUGGAUGCUCUUCAUGGUGUGUAUUCUGUGUGGAUCAACGUAUGGAGACUUGGAGCGAUUAUAUCCUUGCAUUUAAUAAUUGAUGAGAUUGUACAUAGUAUAUAAAGUCUUCUUAUGCCAUAUAUAUAUAUAUAUACAUAUUUUAGUGAUAGAAUGUCAUGAAUUAGACUAUUAAUUUCUCUGUUCUUCAUAUUCCAGUAUCUGUUGUGUGAAAUUAAGAUAAUUUGGUUCUUUGUUAAA
This is a messenger RNA of Elaeis guineensis (African oil palm), 2679 nucleotides long. The record is from RefSeq and is a predicted model, not a curated record. NCBI's taxonomy places the organism in Eukaryota, Viridiplantae, Streptophyta, Magnoliopsida, Arecales, Arecaceae.